This is a messenger RNA of Physcomitrium patens, 1626 nucleotides long. RefSeq names its product vesicle-associated membrane protein 714. Gene Ontology annotation, cellular component: membrane. The record is from RefSeq and is a predicted model, not a curated record. Gene Ontology annotation, biological process: vesicle-mediated transport. Lineage: Eukaryota; Viridiplantae; Streptophyta; Bryopsida; Funariales; Funariaceae.
UUCAUUUACUAAUCUCUCGCAGCCCUGAUCCUCUUCCCCUCCCUCCCACCUUCCCUCCCUCUCUCAUCUCGACGAUCACGAUCACGACCUGCUCUGCUUUGCUCUGCUCCUGAUUCUUGGUUUUUUGUUUAAUGUUUUUCCCUCCUCUCCUCACUUAUUUCAUUUCCUUGUUUUUAAAUUCUCUUGCUCUUUCCAAUAUUGGUGAUUGCUUCCAGUCGUUGCUUGCUUCUGGCACGGUAAUCGGGACCUAUUUGGUUUGUGUUGAGUUCAUCGUCGUUCUAUUGCCUCGGAAGAGUCGAGCUUUGGCGCGGAUUGCUGGAUUUCGGAUUUGAUGUUUUGUGUGCGAGUUAGGGUGUUUGGAUGUUCAUAUUCAUAAGUGGAACUGAAGAGCCAUUGGAAUCGGGAGUUAGAAUUUCACUUGCGCAUUGAUAAUCACCCUGUCUUCCUCUAUUUGAGGGAGGGCAGAAACUUCGACAAUAUGACUAUCCUUUAUGCCUUAGUCGCGAGAGGGACGGUUGUUCUUGCGGAAUUCAGUGCCGCUUCAGGAAAUUCGAGUACAAUAGCCCGCCGCAUCUUGGAGAAGAUUCCUCCAGGCGGGGACAGUCGGGUUUCCUAUUCUCAAGAUCGGCACAUCUUCCACAUUAUGAAAGCUGAUGGCUUGACUUUUCUUUGUAUGGCUAGUGAUACAUUUGGAAGAAGAAUUCCUUUUUCAUAUCUGGAGGAUAUCCACAUGAGGUUCAUGAAAAGCUAUGGAAAGGUGGCAAGCACCGCCUUGGCAUAUGCAAUGAAUGACGAAUUCUCCAGAGUUCUGCACCAGCAGAUGGAAUACUUCUCUAGCAAUCCAAAUGCAGAUACGAUAAACAGAGUGAAAGGGGAAAUAGCAGAGGUUCGGGCUGUCAUGGUGGAGAAUAUCGAUAAAGUGCUGGAGAGAGGUGAUCGCAUCGAACUGCUGGUGGACAAGACAUCCACCAUUCAAGACAAUACCUUCCGUUUCAAGAAGCAGUCACGCCAAUUGAAACAAGCCAUGUGGAUGAAGAAUGCCAAGCUCUUGGCAACUUUAACCUGUCUGAUCAUAGUCUUGCUAUACAUCAUCAUUUCGUUCUUUUGUGGUGGAAUUUUUCUUCGAGGCUGCCGAGGAUAAAAACGUUUAGUGGAACUGCAUUCCCAUCACCUUUGGACUUUCUCUUCGAUCUUUUCAGCAUCACAUGAAGAAACUCCCUGAGGAUACAUGAGUUAACAUCGGUUUCUUUUUGAUGACUCGGAAAUCGUUUGUUGUUGUUGGGUGAGUGCUUUUCAUUCAACUCCAAGGUUGUUUUGAUAAUAUGAGCACCGCAGAGUUCACGACCUUAACAAGUUUUGUAAACUCUAGCAAAGAAAGAUGUUCAGAGUUUGUGGUGGAUUAAUGACAUGCUAAGCAUUAGCAAUAUCCUUGAGUUCGGCUUUUGAAUUGGCGGGAUGGAUUUUCCACUGUAAGUGUAUAGGCUAGGUUGAUUUAGUUGUAUUGUGCUGACCAGCUUUUUGGGGGGUUUUAUCCAGUUCAUGUAUAGAACUGGGCUCCUUAGGUUGAUUGUAAGUUAUCUAUGGAGAUGACAUAAUGACCUAUUAAUUAGUUUAUCAAUGACCAUG